Molecule: messenger RNA, 2016 nt
Organism: Fonticula alba
Lineage: Eukaryota; Rotosphaerida; Fonticulaceae
Exons: 3
Coding region: 1-2016 (671 amino acids)
Biological process (GO): ribosome disassembly; translational initiation
Molecular function (GO): ribosome binding; translation initiation factor activity
Source: RefSeq, a predicted model, not a curated record
AUGCUUCGCUUCCAGGGAUUCAGCCUUGUGUCGAGGGUGGCCGCCCUGGCGACCAGCCGGUCACUGGGGAUUGCUUCGCUCCAGCAGCCCCAGACCGGGGUGGACCCCUCGCCCCGCCUGAUGGCGCCCGUCCGCUUUUUCCGCCGGGGCUUCUACGAUGACGAUGAUGAUGACGAUUUUAGUGAUGAUGACUAUGGGCGGGGUGGCCGGCGGGGUGGUGCCAGCGAGGACUUCAUCGACGCGAAGGACCUGAGGGCGGCCGCGCGGCGUGAGCAGCAGCAACGCGACGAGCUUCGCCGGCAGCUCCUCGGUUUGGGAAGCCCUCGCGGCACUCGGCCGGGCGACCCGCCGCCCGGCGCCCGCGGCGGUACUCGCCCGGGGGACUCGCCGUCCGGCGCCCGCGGCGGCACCCGCCCGGGGGACUCUUCGCCCGGCGCCCGCGGCGGCACCCGCCCGGGUGACUCUUCGCCCGGCGCCCGCGGCGGUACUCGCCCGGGUGAUUCGUCCGCCGGCGCCGACUCCGCCAAAAGCUCCAAGCCCACCGGCGUCCGGGCGGCCACCCUGCAGCAGCUCCGCCAGCAGGAUCAACUGAUCCCGGAAGCCAAGGUGUAUCAGGUGCCGGAUGCCCUGUUGCGCAAGCCGUCAAAGGCCGGCAUGGACCCGGCGUCCAUUCGCCGGGCGCUGGCCGAGCAAAUUGCCGAGAGCGCGGCGGCCGCGGCGGCCGCGGCGGCUGAAGAUUCCGCGACGGCGGCCGCGGCCGCCAGCGCCGACACCAAGCGCCGGAAGAAGCCCACCGAGGCGGAGCCCGUUCGCGGCCGGGGUCUCGGCAAGUUCCUCGAAGCCCGCAAGAAGGAGCUCGAGCUCAGUGAGACCAUCUUCCGCGGGGAGGUGACCCCCGAGCAGGCGGCCAUCCUGGCCCGGCGCGCGGAGCGCGACGAGGAGCGUCGCAACGCCCCGGUCAUUCGCGACUACCAAGCCCUCCAUGCCUAUGAGGAGGAGAUGGUCAAGCGCGUGGAGAAGGAGACGUUCAACACGAUCCCGCUUUCCAUGCGUACUUUCUAUCGCGAUGAUCGCAUCCGCUUCAAUCCGGUGAUCCUCAUCGGGCCGGAUGGCACAAACCUCGGCGAGGUGGACACCCCCCGGGCGUUGUCCUUCUGCCGGCGCAUCAAGGCGCACCUGGUGCUGGUGUCCACGUCGGAGACCGGCGCCCGGCCGCCGAUUGCUCGCAUGUUCAUGCAGGACAAGGUGGACUUCAGCUCGACCGCCAGUAUCCAAAACGCCAAGAGCCGCGCGCGCAAGGCCGAGGCCGUCAUCAAGAAGACCCUCAAGACCAAGGAGAUCCGCUUCAGCGUGACCAUCAGCAAGUCCGACGCCAAGUACCGCAUCGAGCAGGCCCGGAAGUUCGUGGAGAAGGGCCACCCGGUGCAGUUUGUCUUGGAGUACAGCAAUCACCUCCGUGGCGUCAUGCCUCGUGACCUGUAUGCCUUCGCCAACUUCCUGGCCGAGGAGUUCAUGGACAUCGCCCGCGAGGAGCGCGGCGUCCGCAUCGACAACAACCUGGUCACCUUCCAGAUUGUGAAGAAGCCCGCGCAGAAGACCUCCCGCGCGCUGGUGCCCCUGUCCCUGCAGCAUCUGUUCAGCCCGCCGGAGUGGGUGCCCGGCAUGCCGCCGAUCCCGGCCGAGCCGGCCCGCAUGGUCGAGGUCCAGGAGUCCGACCCGUACUCCUUCUACUAUUUGCACGAGGGCCCCAUCCAGCCUGGGACCCUGCCGCUGCUGUCGCUCGACAGCAAGCUCUACCGCCUGCUCCAGCGCCCGGACCCGCUGGCCGUCAUCAUCAGCCCGCGGGAGAUGCUGAAUGACGCGGUGCGCGAGCGUGUCAUCAACAUGAUCAAGACUUCGAGCGCCCCGGCCGAGUGGCACCCGGGUUCGUACUUCCCGCUGCCGGUGCGCAUUGGCUACCAGUCGGUGGGCGGCAUUGUGCGCAAGGUGGAUGACAAGCGCCGGGGCCGGGCCUAA